AUGGCUCGCGACACUGUUGGCGAAACAGAUGCCUUCUUCCUGGACAAGAGUACAACUUUGCUCCCAUUGGCAAUAUGGGGUGAUCUACUCCACCUGUGCCCCAUAGCCGCCCACACUCCCUUCGAUUUUUCUGUCGACGCCAAAGAAACUUUGAGGCUAGGGAGCCUUUUCUGCGAGUUUGCGCCAGACGACUCCGAAUACAAUGUCAUCAGAUGCAUGAAGCCAAUCUGGUCCGUCGACUACGCUGCAUGUACGAGCGAUAUGUACGGUCAGAGCACAAAGCAUCGAGCGCCCCCAUUCGACGCCCAGUAUCGACGCGUGCUACCACGCUGUGUGAAAACAGAUGUCACGCGCAGUACUAAAACGAUCAUAUAUGAGCUAAAAGCGAGGCACUAUUCAGAUGGAGGAACAGAGGGCACCUUGUAUAUCAUAAGUACAUGGUUAAACGAGUUGUAUACUGCGGUACUUGAUGGUAACACAGAAAAGUUCUGGGAUCUGAUCGAUUUGGAAAAGAAAUGGGAAGGAGAAGGCAGGACCACCUUAGGAGGCACAGAAUAG
Messenger RNA from Pyrenophora tritici-repentis Pt-1C-BFP, 558 nucleotides. RefSeq lists its product as uncharacterized. The record is from RefSeq and is a predicted model, not a curated record. Lineage: Eukaryota; Fungi; Ascomycota; Dothideomycetes; Pleosporales; Pleosporaceae.